Messenger RNA from Bombina bombina (fire-bellied toad), 3256 nucleotides. RefSeq names its product amiloride-sensitive sodium channel subunit alpha. The record is from RefSeq and is a predicted model, not a curated record. Gene Ontology annotation, molecular function: ligand-gated sodium channel activity. Gene Ontology annotation, biological process: sodium ion transmembrane transport. The coding region runs from base 140 to 2338 and encodes 732 amino acids. Lineage: Eukaryota; Metazoa; Chordata; Amphibia; Anura; Bombinatoridae. The transcript is spliced from 11 exons. Gene Ontology annotation, cellular component: membrane.
CUCAACUGUUCCUUAAAUUCGCUGGUAUUUUUGUUUACAUAUAUUUUCCUUUCAGAGUAAUUGGUGUUUUGAGUAUUUUGCUAAAAACUUGGUACCUUUAAAGUUGAACUUUAGGGUGGAAAUGUUUAGAUAACUACGCAUGGAUAUGAGAGAAAAAUGUCAUAUACACCCAUUAAACACCCAUGUUCAGCCCGAUAAAUGUAUUUCUUUCUUGGUUGUGAGAGUCCACAACAUUGCUCAUGGAAUUACAUCACCUAGCCACCAGGAGGAGCCAAAGACACCCCAAACCAGAAUGAUGGCUGAGGAAGAGAAGUCACAAGAUGAGCCGCUGAUAGGGUACUUCAAGUCGUACCGUGAGCUUUUCGAGUUCUUCUGUAGCAACACUACUAUUCAUGGAGCCAUCCGACUUGUGUGUUCCCGCAACAACCGAAUGAAGACAGCCUUCUGGCUAGUCCUCUUCCUGGCAACGUUUGGACUUAUGUACUGGCAGUUUGCACUUCUUUUUGGACAAUACUUUAGUUAUCCAGUCAGCAUCAAUGUCAAUGUUAACUCUGACCGACUUCCCUUCCCAGCAGUGACUAUUUGUACUUUAAACCCAUACAGCCAUUGGAAGUCAGAGCAGCAAGCAACAGGCAGAGGAUUGGCCAUUGGAAGUCAGAGCAGCCAGCAACAAGCACAGGGUUGGCCAUUGGAAGUCAGAGGAGCAGCCAUCAACAGGCACAGGAUUGGCCAUUGGAAGUCAGAGGAACAGCCAUCAACAGGCAAAGGAUUGGCCAUUGGAAGUCAGUGCAGCCAGAAACAGGCACAGGAUUGGCCAUUGAAAGUCAGUGCAGUCAGAAACAGGCACAGGUUUGGCCACUGGAAGUUGGAGGAGCAGCCAUCAACAGGCACAGGAUUGGCCAUUGGAAGUCAUUGCAGCCAGAAACAGGCACAGGAUUGGCCAUUGGAAGUCAUUGCAGCCAGAAACAGGCACAUGAUUGGCUAUUGGAAGUCAGUGCAGUCAGAAACAGGCACAGGUUUGGCCACUGGAAGUUGGAGGAGCAGCCAUCAACAGGCACAGGAUAGGCCAUUGGAAGUCAGUGCAGUCAGAAACAGGCACAGGAUUGGCCAUUGGAAGUUGAAGGAGCCACCAUCAACAGGCACAGGAUUGGCCAUUGGAAGUAAUUGCAGCCAGAAACAGGCACAGGAUUGGCCAUUGGAAGUCAUUGCCGCCAGAAACAGACACAGGAUUGACCAUUGGAAGUCAGUGCAGGCAGAAACAGGCACAGGAUUUGUAGUAAUUAGAUACUUUUAUCUUUCAGGUCUGACACUUGUCUUGCGUGCUGAGCAAAACGAUUACAUCCCUCUACUCUCCACUGUAGCAGGAGCACGUUUUGUUGUUCAUGGCCAAAAUGAAUCACCCUUCAUGGAUGACCGAGGGUUCAAUAUUCAACCUGGAGUAGAGACAUCAAUUGGCAUGAAAAAGGAAACCGUCCAACGAUUGGGAGGUCAGUAUAGUGACUGCUCAGAAGAUGGAAGCGAUGUUAAUGUGACAAAUUUAUAUAACAGUGAAUACACCCAGCAGGUUUGUGUACGCUCCUGUUUCCAGGCAGAGAUGGUUCUCCGUUGUGGCUGUGGCUAUGUAUUUUAUCCUCUCCCUCAAGGACAAGAAUACUGUGACAUAAAGAAGCAUAAAAGCUGGGGUCACUGUUACUAUAAACUAAGUAACGAAUUUGCAACAGAUGAACUGGGCUGUUUUACUAAAUGCCGUAAACCAUGUCUGGUGUCAGAUUAUCAACUCACAGCUGGAUAUGCUCGGUGGCCCACUGCGGUCAGUGAGGACUGGGUGCUGCACACAUUGUCUCAAAAUCAGAACAAUCUGACAGAAAGAAAUGGAAUUGCAAAACUUAAUAUUUACUUUGAAGAACUAAAUUACAAAACUACCCAGGAAUCUCCAACAAUUAAUAUGGUUAUGCUACUCUCACUCCUGGGCAGCCAGUGGAGUCUUUGGUUUGGAUCAUCUGUCCUCUCUGUGGUUGAGAUGGGAGAGUUAGUAAUUGAUGUUGUUGUCAUUGGUAUCAUCAUUCUUCUUCAACGUCACAGACGCUCUCAGAGUCAAGAAUUGGAAGAAACUUGCAGAGUGCCAACUCCUGAAAGCUCUUUUGGAGAAGAAGAUAUCAGCCAGAUGCAGAUUGCACACAACCUUACAGACAGACAGCUCAGAGUAGUUGCAGAUAUCACCCCUCCACCUGCUUAUGAGAGUCUGGACUUGAGUUCUGUGGGAGGGGGGUCUUCUCGGGCAUCCAGUAUGCGUAGCAAUAUGUCCCACCGUAGGGGGUCUAGGGCAGGCAGAGAGUGAGGGCACAAAAUUGAGGGCACAAUGGGGGUAAAAUGAUAUUGGGAUAAUAGAGCAGGGGCAGAUAAAGAAUAGUGCUAGAGAGGUAGAAAACUGCAGAGACUAAAAUCACUAAUGGUAGACUGGAAUAGGGAAGGGUCAGGACAGAAGAGAGUGGUAUAAUGAUUGUAUAUACACUGUUGGGUACAUUAUGGUCACUGUGUGUUAGUUUGUACUGCUAGGAAGGGUCAGUGCGAGUAACUCUAUACUGGGGAGUUAGUGUAAGUAACUUACGCUGAGGAGUCAGUGUGAGUAACUGUACGCUGGGGAGUCGGUGUGGGUAACUAUGGGUGAUGCUAGGGGGAGGGGACACUGGGUAUAUCUGUGCAUACUGAGUUUGGUUUAUAAAGCUGUAAUACACAAGAUCUCCUCUCUCCAGCCAGUCAGUGUGAGUAACUGUAUACCGGGGAGUCAGUGUGGGUAACUAUAUACUGUUUGUGGGUAACUAUGGGUGAUACUGGGGGGAGGGGUCUCUGGGUAUAUCUGUGCAUACUGAGUUUGGUUUAUAAAGCUGUAAUACACAAGAUCUCCUCUCUCCAGCCAGUCAGUGUGAGUAACUGUAUACCGGGGAGUCAGUGUGGGUAACUAUAUACUGUUUGUGGGUAACUAUGGGUGAUACUGGGGGGAGGAGUCUCUGGGUAUAUCUGUGCAUACUGAGUUUGGUUUAUAAAGCUGUAAUACACAAGAUCUUCUCUCUCCAGCCAGUAGAUUUUUAUGCUACAUAAUAUCAUAUUAUUAUAGGUAUGUUACAUAUUAUCAGGCAUUGAAUCAAUAAAUGUCUCAUCCAUGUUACAACUUGUCUAAUAAACUAAUCACAGGGUUAUUGGUAAUUUAUGUAACCACUAGAUGAAAAUUAAAUUAAAGAUUAUUGUCAAACGUGAA